This is a messenger RNA of Paramecium octaurelia, 679 nucleotides long. The record is from the annotation of a GenBank genome assembly. NCBI's taxonomy places the organism in Eukaryota, Ciliophora, Oligohymenophorea, Peniculida, Parameciidae.
AUGCCCUGGUUACCCUCUAAUUCUAUAUGUGUAAAUACAGAGGCGAUUUGCGCAACAUACACUACGUAACCAAGAUGCGAUAUUCAACCAUACUGUGGAUAGGAUGAUUCAAUUUUAAACUGUGACAUUUUCAUAUCUUGUUCAGAUUACACUAUACCAGUUGCUCAAUAAUGCUAUUCCAAACAUCCUACCUGUGAGGUAAGAGAUGUUACUGCAGAUGGAAAAAUUUAAUGCUAAAAUGAAACAAUCAUAUGCUCAAAUUAUAAUAAUGCUGAGGAUUGUAACUUUAGGUCUCCUAGUGACUCUACUAUAUGUUGGUUUAAAUUGAUACCUGCACUUAGAUUGAUGCUUCAAAAUGCUCAGUAAUCACAGAUCAAAACUUAUGCUAAGGCUUGUGUAAUGGACUUAGGCUGGAACUUGUGUUGCAUAUGACGACUUCUGACUCUUAUAAGACAGUAAUGACGAAGAUUACAUAGGUGUUGAUAUUUGCACUUGGAAUGUCACUUCUGCCAUAUGUGAAGAUGCUGUUGAUGUUAGUUCUUUAACAUCAUCAAAUUUUUAUGACAAAACAUCAGGCUAUUAUUAUUGGGAUGGAAAUGCUUGUUCAAAAUGCUCAGGAUCAAGCACUAAUGGAUACAUUAUGGCAUUCUUUGGAUUCAUAUUAAUAGAUAUGUUCUGA